AUGAACCACGGCCCAUAUACUGACGAAGAUCCCGAGUAUCGCAAUACUCCAUUAGUUUCCCCAAUUCCUCGUCCUACACUUGAAACAUGUCCUCCUUUACAAUCCCAGCAGCAUCAUAGACCAGCUCAAUACCAACAAAACUAUUAUGGUCAUAAUAGUUAUCAUUCAGCACCUCAUAUAUCUUCUACUCCUUCUAUGCAUAUGUGUACUCCUUCAAAUGACCUUUCAAAUCAGCAACUAUUAACUCCCGUUGAGAUUCAAAAACAAAGUGCUAAUUUUUUAUCUUGCAAAAUUCAAUAUGAAGAAGGAAAAUCUAUUAAUGGUUUAAAGAUUAUAGUAGAACCUAUUAUUGAACCAGAUUAUAACCAAUUUUGUGAAGCAGCUGUUGUGCAAUUACUUCUCGAUAAAAAGAAAGCCCUUAAAAAUAUCCCAUACGAACAAUUUACAGCCGCUCGUGGAAAAUCCAAUCCUUAUGAAAAAGUCGGUCACUCGAUUUUCAUGAAUCGAUCUGCUUCUAAAUUAGCAUGUUUGGAUGCAUUGGUCAAUUUUACCGGUGUAAAAAGAUACGAUCCAGUAAAAGAUCUGGUAUUUUGGUAUACAGAUUUAUGUGGAGGGCCCGGCGGAUUUUCAGAAUAUAUAUUGUGGAGAAAACAUUCUUAUGGUGAAAAGGUUUACGGUUGGGGCAUUACCUUGACUGGUGAUCAAGAUUAUGAUUUAAAUAGAUUCAUAACAGAUGCUAAGGUUCGCGAAUGUUUUAAACAUUCUUAUGGUGCGGAUGGUACCGGUAAUCUUUAUAAGGAAGAAAAUAUUCGACAUUUCGCAAAUGAGGUGAUGAUGGGGACUAAAAAUGAAGGUGCUGACUUGGUUACUGCUGAUGGGAUAAUUACAAUGUUUAUGACUUUGCAAAAGAAUGGUGAUUUUGUUUUAAAAUUAUUUGACGUUUUUACUCCUUUUACUGCUGGGAUGGUAUGGAUCUUAUAUCGUCAUUUCGAAAAAAUAUGUAUUAUUAAGCCCCUAUCAAGUCGACCUGCAAAUUCUGAACGAUAUAUAAUUUGCCGUAAUUUACGGGAGCACAAUCCUCAAAUUGUUAGCUUUCUCUUCGAUGUUAACAAAAGGUUUAAUGAAAUAAAGUCGUCCUCCCUUGAAGGGCAAAAGGAUGUUAAUGAAGUUGUAGAGUUUGAUGAAAUGAAUCAAGAUGAGGAUUUUAUCGAUUAUUUAAAAAUGAGCAAUAUGAAAAUUGCAAUUAAGCAAACUGAAGCACUUGAAGAAUUGUUAAAAUAUAUUUCAAACCCGGAAUUAAAACCACCUAAUCAAGAAGAAUAUCGAAGACUUUGUUUUUUGGAAUGGAGGUUACCAAUUGACUAA
Molecule: messenger RNA, 1365 nt
Organism: Cetraspora pellucida
Lineage: Eukaryota; Fungi; Glomeromycota; Glomeromycetes; Diversisporales; Gigasporaceae
Source: the annotation of a GenBank genome assembly